Molecule: messenger RNA, 2092 nt
Organism: Aedes albopictus (Asian tiger mosquito)
Lineage: Eukaryota; Metazoa; Arthropoda; Insecta; Diptera; Culicidae
Exons: 4
Coding region: 146-1546 (466 amino acids)
Source: RefSeq, a predicted model, not a curated record
GCUAGUAUAAAACCAUGUCCCUUGGCAUUGUUUCGGCACAGUUUGCAAACAGUCCUAGGUACGGAACAACCGUUCGAGGAGGUUUCAAAGCGCACUCAAUAGCGAUAGCAAGUGUUUUCGAAGCAACAAGAAGAUUUCAACAAAAAUGAAAGUUUUCAUCGUAGGAUCCGUUCUGCUGCUGGCUUCCGCCGCGUCUGCCUCCUACUGGCACUACGUCCCGGCCGAUACCCCCGAGGUCGCCGCCGCCAAGGCCGAACACUUCGCCGCCCACCAGAAGGCCCGCGGCCUAGUUGGUGCCGGCCCGAUCGACACCCCCGAAGUCCAGCACGCCAAGGCCCAGCACUUUGCCGCCCAUGCCGCUGCCCGCGCCGGACACCCAGUGGCCCCGGUUGCCGUUCCCGCUUGGCACGCCGCCCCAGCCUGGCAUGGAGCCGGCGCUUGGCACGGACCUCAGCACAUCCCAGUCAUCCACAACGGAGUCCCGGUCGAUACCCCCGAAGUGCAGCACGCCAGAGCUGCCCAUUUGGCUGCCCUGCACGGCAGCGGCGCCGGUGCUCACUGGGCUCCAGCUCACUACGAGGAUGACGGUUCCUACAAGCCCGAAUACGACAACUACCGAGCCUUCUCCGUAGGAGUGAGCACCGGCGUUAGCCAGAGCGUUCAGGUGGAAAGCCUUGGCAUGUUGGACUUCAGGGGUGUCGACAGGGACGCCCUUGACAAUUUUUGGGAUGUGGAUGGGUCCGUGCCAGGCACCGCCUUCAUGAUGGUGAUGGUGCUCGUCGUAGUGACCAUCAUCGAAGUGACCGUACCCUCCGACCUUGGCAUGAGCGGCAGCAUGGAAGGCUCUGGCGUGCUGAACUUCAGGGGUAUCUACUGGGACGCCCUUGACAAUCUUCGGGAUGUGGAUCGGUCCGUGCCACUUUUGGAUAUGAACGUCGUCGUGGUGAUCCCAGUGACCAGAUCCACCAAAACCGGCGGCAGCGUGGGCAGCAAAGUCCUAUCUGCAUAUGAGAGGCUGCUGGUGGCUUCGGUAUGCUCCGGUUCCUACAUUCCUCACGAUACUCCUGAAGUAGCCGCUGCCAAGGCUGCUCACUUUGCUGCCCACGCUGCCGCCGGUUUUGGUGGAGCUGGUCACUGGGAUCACCACGACGACGUUCAUAUCCAGAAGUGGCACGGACCGAUCCAUAUCCCAAAGAUUGUCAAGGGCGUCCCAGUAGAUACCCCUGAAGUUCAGCACGCCAAAGCCUUCCACGCUGCCGCUCAUGCCAAAGUCGGAGGAUACGCUCACUUUGAUGAUGGUCACUACGACGAGCACCAUCACCAUCUUGAAGGCGGUGCCUGGCACGGAGCCAUCCACAUCCCAAAGAUUGUCAAGGGAGUCCCUGUCGACACCCCUGAGGUCCAGCAUGCCAAGGCUUUCCACCUGAACGCUCUGGCCAACGCCGGUGCUCACUCCUACGGAGAAGGCUCCUGGGGCGAGCAAGGUUAUGGACAAGAAGAUGAUGGCUCCUACAAGCCCCAUUUGUACGAAGCUGAACAGUACUAAGCAAGCCAUGCCCAACGCCAAAUAAGAGUCCGUUUCACGAAUGCCAAACCUCAUAGGAACAAGCCCACUUGUAAAAUACUCAUCACCCCCCGUCCAUGCCUUAUGCCCUAGCGAAUAUUGUAAAGAAGAAGAGACAGCGCAUUUCACCAAAGCGUGUGCACGCGUCGCAACCUUCACACCGCAACUAUUGAGUGCCUCGUAGAAUUGUCACACAGGAAGAAUUCUCCUAUAAAAAAAAUCAGCAGCGAAGUAGUGUCUACCUACAUACCUCAGGUCUCGAAAACAACACCCAUCGAAGUAGGCUGCACCGCAUUCGCUGACUUGUGAGAGUAGCUUCAAACGAAUGCUUAAAGAAACGUCAGAUCCAUCAAAAGACAACUUAGAUCCAAGUCUGUCAAACAUAAGCUAUCAUCUCGAAGAGAUUCUAGAGUAAGAGUUGAUAAGAGUCAUGGAAACACAACUAGAAUUGAAUGCGUGCGCGGUCGUGUACUUGUUUUUGAAAUGCUACUGUGAAAAGAACUGAAUAAAAUGAGCAAAUGCAAAGCA